Polyodon spathula (Mississippi paddlefish) is the source of this 6271-nucleotide messenger RNA. RefSeq names its product actin filament-associated protein 1-like 2. The transcript has 19 exons. Gene Ontology annotation, molecular function: SH2 domain binding; SH3 domain binding. Gene Ontology annotation, biological process: regulation of interleukin-6 production; inflammatory response; regulation of mitotic cell cycle. The record is from RefSeq and is a predicted model, not a curated record. Gene Ontology annotation, cellular component: cytosol. Bases 291 to 2783 code for a protein of 830 amino acids. Lineage: Eukaryota; Metazoa; Chordata; Actinopteri; Acipenseriformes; Polyodontidae.
GUACAAGAACAUUAAAGGAAUUUAUAACUUAAACUGAGGUCAAAUAAAAACCCUGACGAGAUGAAUUUGCCUCACGUUUUGUAGUAGUUGAUGCGGAGAUGACGUUACGAGGAGGGGCUGUGUGUGGAAGAGAGCCUUCGGCAGGGUAGAUUCUUCAGACACAUAACACAGGACGAUACGAGCAGAGAACACACGGACUGAAUCGGGUUGUAUUACCAUCAACAGACAGUAUAAAAACGUUCAAAAUUGAUUGGAAUAGGAAUUACCCGCCUUUCUUCUUGCCAGUCCUCAUGGAGAAACAUAAAGUGUUGGAUCAGAUGCUUGCAGAACUGGAGGAAUUUUUAAAGAUCCUGGAUAAGGAAACCCUUAGCAGCACUGCUAUCAUGAGGAAGUGUCUUCUCUCAGAACUGCUGCAGUCAUACAUGAAAUCUGCCGGUUGUGAUGAGGAGUACAUCUGCAUGAACAAGGUAGUCAUCAGCGGCCAGAAUCAAGAACAGCUCGUAUUUGAAAGAGAUGAUCACAGCAACUUCUUAACCAAUGGGAGUUUAGGAAAACAUUCACCAGCGCCUCAGAAGAGCCUACCUGAUCUUCCUCGUCCAAGACCAUGUUCAGACAGGGAGCCUCUUCCAGCACCCAAGCUGGAGUCCCCCGAGGGGUACUAUGAAGAAGCACAGCCGUAUGACACAGCUAUCAAUGAGGAUGGUGAAGCUGUCAGCAGCUCCUAUGAAUCAUAUGAUGAAGAAGAGAUGACCAAAGGGAAGUCCACCACGCAUCAGUGGCCAUCCUCUGAGGCCUCCAUUGAGCUCAUGAAGGACGUCCGCAUCUGUGCCUUCCUUUGGAGGAAGAAGUGGCUGGGCCAGUGGGCCAAACAACUGUGUGUCAUCAGGGAAAACAGACUGCUGUGUUACAAGAGCUCGAAGGACCAGAGUCCUCAGCUAGCUGUGUCUCUGGUUGGCUGCAGUGUUGUUUACAAAGAGAAACAAGUCAAGAAGAAAGAGCACAAACUGAAAAUCAUUCCCAAUACUGGAGACGUGAUCGUCCUGGGGCUUCAAAGCAAGGAGCAGACUGAACAAUGGCUUAAGGUGAUUCAGGAGAUCACCGCAAAACAAUCAGAAAUUCCUGACGGAUCCCAUUACACCUCAGAUUCACCGCACCUCAGAUGCACCAAAGUUGAGGUACAUGAGAGACAUUCAAUAGCAUCGGAGAGUGGAAGCAGCACGGACACGGCAGAAACCCCUGAGAUAAAAGAUGUUAAGAAAAAGUACGGAGCAGGACUGAAACUCAGUAAUUUCAUGAACAUCGGGAAAAAGAAAUGCAGCUCUUUGGACAGUCCAGAGAAAUGUGUCGACACGUCUGGUUACAUGAAUGUGCUUGUGAACAGCCAGUGGAGGACGCGAUGGUGUCUGAUCAAGAACGGACAACUUUACUUCUAUCAGGACAAGAGUAAAAACAAAGCCGCCCACCAGCCGCUGUCCCUGGAGGGGUGUGUGGUGGUGCCAGACCCGAGUCCAGAGCACUUGUACUCCUUCAGGAUACUGCACAAGGGGGAGCAGAGGGCUACGCUCGAGGCGAAGUCUUCCGAUGAGAUGGGUCACUGGCUGGGUCUGUUAUUAGCAGAGUCUGGAUCCAAAACGGAUCCUGAGGAGCUUACUUACGAUUACGUCGACUCAGAGAGGAUAUCAUGCAUCGUCAACGCCGCUAAGAACUCUUUGAACCUCAUGCAGAGGAAAUACUCAGAGCCCAACACAUACACAGAUAACCUGCCUGCCAUUCAGAACGAUCCUGAUGACAUUUACGAUGAUGUGGAUGUGCCCGAACACACGCAAGAGAAUGCUGCGGACUCCUGGAGCCCUGAGCAGGAGAUGGACAGAGUUUACCUGGACCUGAUCCCAGUCAAGUCCUUCCUUCACACCUCCCCCAACUGGCCCUCUCCUGGGAGCUCCCCUGUCCUGGGGAGAGCCUUUUGCCAAGCUGUGGACUCGGAGAGGGAGGGGGACAGCCAACCUCUGGAAGGACCCAGCAAGGCAUUUCAACAGACUGAUUCUGAGAUAUCACCAGCAAGGACCAAUAAUAAAACUCAGACAUCUACACCAGAAAUGGAUGUUGAUGAGGCCUCUCCAAAGACCACAAUUAAAAUCCAAUCCCAGCACCAGAAAACCUUCUUCCCCACUAAUGACCCACAGAGGAAGAGCACAGCCAGUCCACAAGCAGUGAGAGUGACCUCUGAGUCCCCAGACAAACCCAAGCUCCCAGCAGCAGGAUCACUAGAGACCAGACUGGGGAAGGGUCGGACUGAAGCAGAGAUCCGUCGCUUCACCGACGAGAGGGACAGGCUAGAGAGGGAGAAGGAGCAGAUCCGCAGCAGCCUGGCCCUGCUGCGCAAACACAAGCGAGAGCUCAAAGAAGACAUCAGCAGCUCUAAAGAUGCAGGCAGGCUAGCUGCUCUGGAGAGCAUGCUGAGAGACAUCGAGGAGGGCUGUAAGCAGAAAGAGAGGCAGCGAGUGGACCUUGAACUGAACCUGAUGGAAGUAAAAGAAAGCCUAAAGAAAGCAGAAUCAGGGCCAGUAACGUUGGGGACAGCGGUGGACAGCAGCCUUUUAGAAACAGCAAGAUUACCAGAGGCAAAAGCAGCUACAUAUACAGCACCAGCAACAGCAAACAAUGAAGUUUCACCAGUUAUCAGUGCAACAAAUUUAAAGAACAUACCCUUAUCAAUCAUGGCAGCAAACAAGGGGAAUGUCUUACAGAAAGCAAAGGAAUGGGAGAAGAAGGCCAAUAGUUAGAAAUCACCAUCCCCUAUACGGGCUGUAAUACAGACUGGAACCCUGCGGACAGGCUGGCUGGAGAGAGCUGCUCUGGAGAGAUCCACCCUGUAAUACAGAAUGGAACCCUGUGGACAGGCUGGCUGGAGAAAGCUGCUCUGGAGAGAUCUGCCCUGUAAUACAGACUGGAACCCUGCGGACAGGCUGGCUAGAGAGAGCUACUCUGGAGAGAUCUACCCUGUAAUACAGAAUGGAACCCUGUGGACAGGCUGGCUGGAGAAAGCUGCUCUGGAGAGAUCUGGCCUGUAAUACAGACUGGAACCCUGCGGACAGGCUGGCUAGAGAGAGCUGCUCUGGAGAGAUCUACCCUGUAAUACAGACAGGAACCCUGCGGAAAGGCAGGGUGGAGAGAGCUGCUCUGGAGAGAUCUACCCUGUAAUAUGUGGACAUGCUGGCUGGAGAGAGCUGCUCUGGAGACAUCUACCCUGUAAUACAGACUGGAACCCUGCGGACAGGCUGGCUGGAGAGAACUUCUCUGGAGAGAGCUGCCCUGUAAUACAGACUGGAACCCUGUGGACAGGCUGGCUGGAGAGAGCUGCUCUGGAGAGAUCUACCCUGUAAUACAGACUGGAACCCUGCGGACAGGCUGGCUGGAGAGAGCUUCUCUGGAGAGAUCCACCCUGUAAUACAGACUGGAACCCUGCGGACAGGCUGGCUGGAGAGAGCUGCUCUGGAGAGAUCCGCCCUGUAAUACAGACUGGAACCCUGCGGACAGGCUGGCUGGAGAGAGCUGCUCUGGAGAGAUCUACCCUGUAAUACAGACUGGAACCCUGCGGACAGGCUGGCUGGAGAGAGCUGCUCUGGAGAGAUCUACCCUGUAAUACAGACUGGAACCCUGUGGACAGGCUGGAGAAAGCUGCUCUGGAGAGAUCUACCCUGUAAUACAGACUGGAACCCUGCGGACAGGCUGGCUGGAGAGAGCUGCUCUGGAGAGAUCCACCCUGUAAUACAGACUGGAACCCUGCGGACAGGCUGGCUGGAGAGAGCUGCUCUGGAGAGAUCUACCCUGUAAUACAGACUGGAACCCUGUGGACAGGCUGGCUGGAGAGAGCUGCUCUGGAGAGAUCUACCCUGUAAUACAGACUGGAACCCUGCGGACAGGCUGGCUGGAGAGAGCUGCUCUGGAGAGAUCUACCCUGUAAUACAGACUGGAACCCUGCGGACAGGCUGGCUGGAGAGAGCUGCUCUGGAGAGAUCUACCCUGUAAUACAGACUGGAACCCUGCGGACAGGCUGGCUGGAGAGAGCUGCUCUGGAGAGAUCUACCCUGUAAUACAGACUGGAACCCUGCGGACAGGCUGGCUGGAGAAAGCUGCUCUGGAGAGAUCUACCCUGUAAUACAGACUGGAACCCUGCGGACAGGCUGGCUGGAGAGAGCUGCUCUGGAGAGAUCCACCCUGUAAUACAGACUGGAACCCUGCGGACAGGCUGGCUGGAGAGAGCUGCUCUGGAGAGAUCUACCCUGUAAUACAGACUGGAACCCUGCGGACAGGCUGGCUGGAGAGAGCUUCUCUGGAGAGAUCCACCCUGUAAUACAAACUGGAACCCUGCGGACAGGCUGGCUGGAGAGAGAUGCUCUGGAGAGAUCUGCCCUGUAAUACAGACUGGAACCCUGCGGACAGGCUGGCUGGAGAAAGCUGAACUGUGGAAUCCAAAACCUGCAUUAAAAAAAAAAAAAAACAUUCCUUUUACUGUACCACUAAACCAACCCAAGUGACAACCAGCCAAAAUAAUCUUAUUGUUAGUGCUACAGGCCUGUUCUUCUGGACAAGAACUCUAUGUAUGUUUACUGCAGAAAAAACCCCAAACAAAGCAUACUGCUGCAUUAUUUAGGCUGUUUAAGAAUUGAGCGCAUGGAACUACCCAUCGGCUGGCAGGACUUGGGUCAUAGGUACUGUAUGCCCCAUGUUGGCAUCCACAUGGUUCUCUGCUACAGCACGAGACGCAGGUUCUGCAGUUUGUUACAGCAGAGGACUGGGAGGCUGGUGGAACCAUUAUCUUACAGUAUGACUUCACUUUGUGUUGCCUCAUUCUAAAUUCUGUGCACAAGAUUCAUUGAUGCGCUAGUCCAGGUAGUCAAAGGGUUUGCUUAUUUAUUUGACUCUUUAUUGUACUCUGUCUUUCAAGGCUGCCAGCUUUGCUAGGUAUUUAGUACUUUUGGAAAUGUGUCACUGUGGUUGUGUUAUUCGCACAGUAGGAAAUGUCUUUAGUUUAUUUAAAGAAUAUUUUAUAAUGAUCCCGAGACCAGAAGGUAUCAAGCCCCAUCGAAUAAAAAUGUACAGCUUGAAAGUAUUUUGUAAUUGUUGGGGAAGGUUUGAGGUCAUGAGUUCAGGUAAUCUUGGUGAUAUCCAGGAGCACUUAGUCCCCUUUGUGCUAAGAUCUUUUUUUUAGAUCUUUUUUUGAUUUUGUAAAAAAAAAUUAAUUGCAGUGUUAGAAAUCUACAACAUGCAAAAAAUAAAAUAAAAUAAAAAACACAAGUAAACAGACAUGUGGAGUAAAGGUAUUUCUUUGUGUACAAAUGUACAUUUGCUCAAAAGGUUGUAGUUUUGCCUCAACACGAACAGCUGUUAAGAGUAGAAGCAGGAUAGGUUGUGUUACGUGUGAGAAGUGUGGAACCGGAUAUUGAAUACAGAAUCAGGAACCCAGCCCUUCAGAAGACAGAGGGACAGUGGUGGUCCACUAUGAAAGGCGAUAUAUAAAAUUAAGAUUGAUUGACUGAUUGAUUGAUUGAAUGUUAACUUAAACACUGGUGUAUUUGUCGUUUUAUUUUAAUAAUCUGCAGUUGAAGAUAAAUGUUGGCCUGGAAAAAAAUCAAUCGUUUCUAUAUGUUUUGAAUCAGAACUAAAAUAUUUAAUAAAAAUAUUGCAUGCAUUAGCCAUCUCGCUUUCUCCAAAGAAGGUCUGCUCUGGAACUAUAUGAGCACAAUGUAGAUUUUAUAUGUAUGUAUUUUAUGUAUGUCUUCAGCAAGGUUGUAAAUAAGCUCAUCUAUAGUUUAAACAAUUACUUUGAGAUGUUGAUGUGUACCAGUUACACCAGUAGAUUUAUUCCAAUAAGUGUAUAAAUGAAAAACUGCACAUUUGGCUUACUUAAUAUGUCACGCCAUGGGAGGGGGUGAGGUGGGUAUCGUUUUCCUAAUUUAUAUACUAAGGGGUUGAUUUGAUUUGAUUGACCAAUACCCCUACAGGAUAAACCACCCCUCGGGCACUGGCUGGAGAAUCCCACUGACUUCAUCAACACCCCAUUCCAGGGGGAUUCCCCAGUGCUCUAAAACACUUCAGUAGAAUCCAGCUGUGGCUUAUUCUAGCGGGUGAUAUGUGUGAUAACACAGCAGAACACAUGAUGACAAAAACAUGUAUUGCUGUAAAACACGAUUGCAGUAAAGUAAAAAAGCAAAGAGUUUGCUGGCAACAACAUUACUUGACAUGAUAAGGCAGUCGACACAGAACAAUA